AUGUGGGUGGACCUUGGCACUGGUCGCCACUUGGCUGACCAUGAUGUGCAAACGAACAGCAGCGAUGACCAUGAAGCCCGCAUCCCAUCAAAAAUCGUCGCCUUUCUGGAGACAGAGCUCCUGCCAGACGGGGGAACGCUGACAGUGAGGACGAAUGACUUCCGUGGGCAACUCCUCGUCAAGGGCCUUCAGUACGAGUACGCCUUGAUGCAAACGUCUGACCCAGAAACCUUGGCAGAUCUCAAGCUUCAAAAUCCUGCAGAUGUAGACGAAGCUGAAGGGCUGGGAGCCAAAGUCGCAAAGUCCCAGCGGUUUAUUGCGGAUUAUCCGCCUUUGGAUGGCGUGGUGACCAUGACGCCGCAGUCUGGCUUUGCCGUCACCACUGCUUUCGCAGGAUCAACCACAGGUUGGGUCGACGAAGCAUUGGAGAACAACACGUACGCGUUCUACAUUUUCCCCUACGAACAGAACGGCACAGUUUCUGCCGAUGGAUCUGGAGGCAUCACAGUCAAUGGGACGUUCUCACAUCCUUCCGUGGAUUUCACGGAUGCUUCCAGUCCAAGCUUUUGGACCAAGAUGGGUGGAACUUUCCUGAAGAAUAUCUCCGCAAACGCUCCUCCAUGGAACGUUUCUGUCGCCGCCGGUGUUUACUUCACCGCAGCGGUUGCCAGAGACCCCUUAGGAGCAAUUUCAGUUGCUUACGCACCAGGGCCCGUGGUAGAAGUUCCAGCAGGCGGCCUCAGCGCGGCCGAAGCCAGUGCUGCGAUAGACGCAGCAUUGCAGAGUGCAGAUCCUGGGGUAAUUUUGGGAAUGCUGGACUCCUUGACCUCGGUACCACUGGCCACGAACGACACGGCUGGCCAGGCGGAAGCCAACGCGAAGAAGUUUGAGGUGUUUGAAUACGUUCAGCAGUACCUUGGCCAUGCUUGGUUCCGAUUGCAGGCGCUGAAGGUGGCCUCGGACAUUGUAGAAACAGACGCUGGCAGCCAGGGCCUCGACCAACGCCUUCAGAAAUUCGGCAGCGUGGUGACUGAAGUCUUAAAGUCCUCGGGAACCAAUGGCAGUGCGACUGCUGAUGCUGCAUCGGCCGACCAAGCUUCCGAUGCACUCACCAACGUGCUUGAAGCGGCGCUGGGCGCAACAGGCGUGGAUGAGGCUGCUGGCAACGCCUUGCUGAGCUCCAUCUCUGCUGUGGGAGACAGCUAUGCCGCAGUGCAGACGGGACAAGCAGAAGCCGCGGCUGCCAGCCGUGCCGCAAAGCUUGAAGUCAUGACCUCGCAAUUGGGCAGCGCGGCCCUGGCGACGACGCCGGUGGGUGGCUCCACCACGCUGAGCUCCGUCGAUGACACGGGCAAGGGCCUCGAAAUCAACGUCCAGAAGGAGGACAUCAGCGCAGCUGUUGAAAAUGGUAUUGCUGGCGAGGGCUUGCAGAUACCUGGCAACGCUUUGAGUGGCCUCAGUGGCCGACGUCUUCAAAGUGGGUGCACCACUUUAGCCGUCCAGCAGACUGAUUGGGUUCAGAGCAACCCAUUCGGAUAUCUCAAUACUAGUGUGGGUAUCAACCUCUACGUUCCAGCGACUGCGACGGUGAAAGUGUUGGAACUGAAGCAAUGCGACACCAUCGUGACUGUCCCGAACCUGGCUGAACCCAUCGCGAUGACUUUGCAUCUGCCCUCGGCUCCAGAUCCGGGUGCUGCUCCAGAGGGCUACGCCUUCGAGGCGGUCUGUGCAAGGUUGGACCCGCUCGGGCAGGCAAUGCAUCUCGACCAAGGCUGGUCGACGAGCGUCACGUCCUGGUUCCUGCCUACCAGCUACACAGCCACUACAGUCGACUGCCGCGCGACAACAUUGGGUGGUGCUUAUGCUGGCAUCUACCUGCCAGUGCCGCUCGCAACGGCGACCUCCAGCACGACUCGGACGGUCUCAGUCACUUCGACCGAGACGUCGACCACCCGCCCCAUAGAUGAGCCUGAACCUGCAGACACGGGCAUGGCGGUUGGAACUUCAGUGGCCUCAAUUGCCUUUGUGAUGGUGAUUGGGUUAUGCGCCUGGCAGGCGUAUGCUGGAAACGUGAACCUGAAGGUGAACAUCGAUACCAAAGCCUCUUGCAAGUGGAUGGCCGAAUCAGUGCAGAAGGCGAAGAUUCGGGUGCAGCCCUUCGAGCCACCAAGCGGGCCCACGCGAGCCUGGGAAGAGCCAUCUGCGAAACCGCCGGAGGAGAUUCAGACAGGUCCACACUCCCAGCGUGACGCACAGGAGCACUUCUGGGAUUGGGCACGAGAUUUGGCACAGUCUGCUUCGCAGCCAGAUUUGCCCCGUGGCAGCUCCUUUGGAUUCGGCCAGUCUGUGGCAGGGACACCUCCAAGCAUUCCAAGGCCACAUUUCCCCGUGGCAAAGCAAUCGGAUGAGAAGGAGGAGUAUUUUCAAUCCUUUGCGCAGGAACUCAGUGAUAUUAUCGGGUCCGGCGUGCCGAAUGCGGUUGCAGAGGCUCCUGCCAUGCCCAAGACGCCUCCUCCACCGCCUCCAAAGCGUCCGUCGAUUGCAGAUGUCAACCCUCCGGCACCCCCAUGGUCACAACGAAGGCCUAGCCUCCUAAAGGCCACAACACCACCUCUCCCACCACCCAUGUUGGAGAAUGCCGAGCGCAUUGACGUGCGAGUAGACCAAGCCUUUUCUGAUUGGGCCAGCGACUUUGCCCUUUGCAGGCCACCAAGCCCCACACAAGCCAAGGGAAUACCUCCACCUCCCCCACCCCGCCGCUCUGCACCUGCGCAGAGCACCCUGCCUUUGCCGCCACCUCGGCCUCCGAGCAUUACGAGUGGGAGCGACAGUGGCAGACCAAGCCCCCCACCAAUACCAUCCCUCCGCGAGAACGAUCCCCACGAGUGGAAUCAGCUCUCACAUCGCCCAAGCUUUGCUUCCAUUCCACCAGCGAAGUCCACUGAUGUGCCGCGGCCUCCGCCACCGCCAAUACCGCAGGGAGACCGACCGAGGCAGCCCAUCGUGCCACCAGCACCGAGCGAGCAUCGUGUCCUGGGACUGGGACCACCUCCGCUCUCUGGCGCACCAGCCCAGCCGUCUUUACCACCUCCCCGACCCAGCGGCAGGCUCGACAAGCCAGUGACGCCACCAGUGAUGACGCGUGGCGACCGCCCGCGCGUACCGCUCGUGCCACCGUCAGUCAGCACGGUCAGGCCGGGAAUGCAGUUGGCGAUGCCUUUGCCCAAACAACAGCCUCUCCAACCACCGGGAGUGCCUGAAGGUGUCGAGGAUGAUGAUCUUCCGCCCAGAAGUUGCCGCGGUCGUGAGCAGAAUGCCUCCACCCCUCGAGUGCCGAUGAGAGGGGUCGCCGGCCUCACAGGCAAGUGGAUAACAGCAGCUCUAUGGUGCCUCAGGACUUUGCAGGCUGACACAUUGGGGCUUGAAUCCGCGGAGCUCGCACGCGGCUUUACAACCCUUCUGCUCCGGUUCACAGAGAAUGUUAAUGUCUCCGCUUUUUCUGACUGCGAUGCUGUGCUGCCUGGAACAUCAUUGCAGAAGAUGGGCACUUCACCACAGUGUCGGUGGCUAUUGGGUGGCCUGGCGUUUCAGGUGAUGCUGGGGCACCAACCCACGCUGGAGCUGGGCGACACGAUCGAGCUUCCUGCUGUGGGAUCAGCGCUGCAGGCAACGGUCAACUCGUCGGACCAGCCAGAAGCUGUGGCAUCACUGAAGCUGUUGCCGGCACAGGUGCAGCGCUGUGGCCUAGUGGAUGUAGCGGUGGAUGCUUCCCUCUCCAGCGGCGGUGCUGGGCGGUUGCUUCAAGCGGAGUGGCGAACUGGUGCAGGCAGUCAGCUUCAAGCCGGACAGGUGAUCCAGGACCUGUUGGCAGCGCAGAAUGGGACCUUAAGCUUUACGCUGCCAGCGACGAGCAUCGCCAGUGCUGUCGAUGCCGCUGUGGCGGCGAAUGCUUCGCUCACUAUGGUGCAUGUCGAACUGGUACUCACCGUCACGAACUGGCUUGGCCUCACGAGUGAGACUUCGGCGACUCUGGAGGUUGAUCUGUCAGAGGUGCAGCUCCCAGUCCUAGAGGCUUCGCCCAGCAAGUCCAUCCGCACCAACCAGUCCGUCACCUUCAAUGUUUUGGCGAGGUACGCGCAGGCAGCGAACUGCACUGCAGCUUCUUCGGCGACCGUGAGCAUUAGCUGGGACUAUCGGUCUGGCUCCGGCCCAUGGCUCUCCCUGGAGAACGCUUCGCUCCAGGAGAGCCUCAUAACUCCUUGGAUGCUCCGCUUUGCUCCCUUCAGCUUUCCGCCGGGCUCCUCGCACCAGCUUCGCGUCAAUGCGGCCUUUAGCCCAACGCAAGUGCGGCAGCAUGUGUUUCAGCUUGACGUCGCAGCGGCUGCACCAAUGGUGCCCGUCGUAACUGGGCCAUCACUUCUGCCCGAAACCUGCGAGCUUGUUCUGGAUGCAUCGCAGUCUUUCGACCCAGAUCACGAAAGCGAACCGCAGUACUUCUGGUCAUGUGCUGCUAACAACACGGCCUUCAAUUGCCAUUCGCUUUCCAACUUCCGCACGGUCACCUGGACGAACACCGACGGUUCGGGCGCAUCGGGCGCAGCUCUGCGGAUCUCAGCGGGGCAGCUGGUAGAAGACCUUUACACCUUCAACGUCACGGUAAUUCGGGCCAGCGACCGUGCAGCUUUUGAGAUUGCCUCUUGGAUGGUGCAGGUCUUGCCGGCAUCUGCGGUGCCAAUUACUGUGUCCGUGCCGUGGUACGCCAAUCAGCCGGUCUCGGGACAGCUGCUGGGCGAGGUUCCGGAGUUCACGGCCACAGUCCUGGUCGGCGACGCUUGUGGCAUGUCUGCUGAUGUGGAAUGGGUUUGGGCCUUGGUCUCCGACGUCAGCCCCUUCAAGAUCUUGCUGUAUUUGGAUACCAGCGUCAGGAAUUUGACCCUUCCGGGGGAGAUCUCUGUAGCAGGGGGACCACUCCCGGCCUCGGGUUUCUUGGUGCCCGGAGACGUCUACGCAGUGGCGCUCAUCGAGUCUUCGGCCCAGUCCUCGGCCGACUUGGCCGAGGCAGCAACAAGGGGCUUGCGGUUUGCGCGCUCGGUGCCCUUCGUCGCAGAUGGUGCCCCCACCGGCGGAUACAUAACAACCCAGCCAAGCGUUGGGACUGGAAUUGAAACGGAGUUCCUUCUUGCCACAUCGGGUUGGUUCGACGAAGACCUCCCACUCUCAGGCUUAGUCUACAGGUUCUAUCGUUUUCCCCUGCCGGCUGAUGUGAGUUUGGUCGCCAAUUCAGGCAGUUUUGCGGUCAGCGGUGCCUGGAGCCGGCCUUCUGUCGACUGGCGCAACAAGAGCAGCCCGAACUUCUGGAGCAAGCUGGGGGGCAUCUUCCUGGCACAGGCAUCCGAUGUCUCUUCCCUGCGGCUAUCGCUCCCACCAGGGGAGCACAUGCUUGGUGUAGCGGCGGAGGAUGGGCUUGGAGCGGUCUCCAGUGCCUGGCUCAUGGGCCCCUUGGUUCAGGUUCCAAGCAAUGCUGCUUCGGUGGCUGCCGUGGCCCUCAACUCUGCACUACGACUUGGCGACGCUCAGACCAUUCUGAACACACUGGCCGCGUCGGCGUUCGCCAAGUCGGAUGACCUUAGCGAGGAGGUCACAGCGCUACUCGCCGCCUUGGCGACCUUGGAUACGUCCGACUUGGUGCUGUCGCAGGUCAACGCUGUUGUUGUGGAGCUGCUGAAGGAAGCUGUACCCGUUGCCGCUGCACGUGUUUCCCAGUUUCUGGCGGCUCUGUUUGCAUCGAUCGCGUCACCGACAAGUGGUCUGGAUUAUCUCUUGGAGGCAGUGCUGCUGAUCAAGAUCGUCUACGACGAAGAGGCGUGGCUUCGCACGGACGAGUUGCGAGAGCUUGUGGCCAAGUUCGGCGAUGCAGUGCUGGUUGCUGUCCCCGGCUCAAGUGAGAAACGGGUCCACUCCCUGGACCACCUCUCAGACGGGAAAGGGCUGGAGGUCGCCGUCAGAGAGGUCAGCCUCCACGAUGCCAUGCGUCAGGGCAUGUCCGUGGGAGGACUCAGCACGGUCCCACUUUCGGAGAUUGACGGUCAGGCGGGAUGCGGGACCGUUACCGGCCAAGUCACUACAUGGCGGCAAAGUAACCCAUAUGCGUGGCCGAACGUUUCGACAGAGGGAGUGGGUGCCGAUGUCACGAACCUGACAGAUGUGCAUGUGAUUGAGAUGCGACGGUGUGGUUCGCCCUUCAACAUCUCAGGUCGGAUUGUGCUGGACUUGCCCCUGCCCGAGUUCCCAACGGAGCCUGCUUUGGAAGGGUAUGCUUACAAGCCUGCCUGCAUUGUUUUCGAUGCGGUUGCAGAGCAAUGGACAACAGAUGGGCUUUGGCGGCAGAUUUCUGAUUCACUUCCUGGAACGCUAAAGUGUGCAGCGGAUCCCAGUGCAGCAGAACUCAUCGCCGCAACCGUGGUUUACAGACUUGAACUCGUGCCGGUGGUGGAAGAGCCGCCGAGCGUGGCCCUGAUCAUAGUUGCCAUCAUCGUGUUCUUGAUGUGUAUGGGUGGGCUGGCCUAUGUAAAUAUGAAGAAGUCCGAGGGGAAGAAGGACAAGGCAACACCAGACGUGGAGGCUGCGGUGUCAUCCAGAGUGGCACCGGCUCCAGAAAGUGAUGAGCACGGGCCUUAA
This is a messenger RNA of Symbiodinium sp. CCMP2456, 6678 nucleotides long. The record is from the annotation of a GenBank genome assembly. Lineage: Eukaryota; Dinophyceae; Suessiales; Symbiodiniaceae.